AUGACACCAGAGCGCCUUGUGAAGAUGCAGGCUCUGCCCGUUGGACUGCUCCUCUUCAGUGUGACCUGGGCAGCACCCGUAAGUCAUAGGAACAGGGACAAAUGUGGCGACAAAGGCAGCAUCCACGGGGCGUCCGUGUACCCUGAGCCCAUGGAGGGUAAAGGAACAGAGGAAGGAGACACCCUCCUUAACCUGCCUGCCCAGGAAAGGUACAGCGCUGCCCUCAAGGCAAGUAUCACGCAGGCUGUAAAGAGACCAGACACGGGGACGAAACUACGGAGGGACAGGAACGAAGAGAAGAAACCUAAGAGUGUUCUAAACGUGAUUCCAGCAGACGCCAUCAACGAUGCUAAAAACGGCUUAAAGGGUGCAGAGAAUCAGCGGAAAUAUCUACCCUCCUCAAACAGCUCAGCAAAGAGCGAAGGUACCCAUCGGACCCGACGAAGCGCUCACUACCCAAAGCAUCUCCUCCAAACCAGAGAGAGCCCCAGCAACUUUGAGGGUAGCGGUUCCCCAGAUUCUCAAGCGAGGGGGGAUAACGACAUCCCUCCUUUCAGUGGAGACGGGCAGCAUGCUAUACGCAUUCCCAGCAAAGGAGGCGCUAUUGGGCCAGGUCCAGAAAGCUCAGCUAGUCGUCACGUGGGGCUCUCAGGCUCCGGCAAAGCUGAGAUUGUUAACCCACACAGUAACACAUUGGGUUCUAACGAGAUCCCAGGAAGAGAAGGUCACGGCGGCAAUGCCGCUGCACCCAGAGACAAAACUGCGCAAGCGGCGGGCGCUGCUGGUGUGAGCCUUGUGGAGGGCAGCAAUGAAAUCACGGGCAGCACAAAUUUUAGGGAGCUCCCUGGAAAAGAAGGAAAUAGAAUUGAUGCGGGCAGCCAAAAUGCGCAUCAAGGGAAAGUAGAAUUCCACUACCCGAGAGUGCCCUCGAAAGAGAAGGUGAAAGGGGGCGGCAGUCACAACGACAUCCCCAAGAGUGGCAGAGGCAGUUCUAGGAAAGACGGAGAAGAACCCAAAAGGAACCAAGUAGAAAACCAAAGAUUUCCAGUUCCUUCCCAGGGUCUUGGUAAAGAGGUUAAAAGUGAAGGAGACCCCUCGAAGGUUUCCCACAGUGAGAGGAUUCUAACAGCACAUAGCAGAGAGAACCGUUAUGUACUUCAUGGACCAAAUAACUCCACACGGAAUAAAGGGAUGUCACAGUGGAGAGGCUCCCGGCCUUCGCGGAGGCCCCAUUUCCACAGGCGCUUUAGCACCCGCCAGGGAGACAGCAGCGAGUCAUCCAGUGACAGUUCCAGUGAGAGUGAGGGUGACUAG
Molecule: messenger RNA, 1314 nt
Organism: Acomys russatus (golden spiny mouse)
Lineage: Eukaryota; Metazoa; Chordata; Mammalia; Rodentia; Muridae
Gene: Mepe
Product: matrix extracellular phosphoglycoprotein
Exons: 4
Coding region: 1-1314 (437 amino acids)
Biological process (GO): biomineral tissue development
Cellular component (GO): extracellular matrix
Molecular function (GO): extracellular matrix protein binding
Source: RefSeq, a predicted model, not a curated record